This is a messenger RNA of Prorocentrum cordatum, 957 nucleotides long. Lineage: Eukaryota; Dinophyceae; Prorocentrales; Prorocentraceae. The record is from the annotation of a GenBank genome assembly.
AUGACCAAGGCGGAUGCGUCCAAGGGCUCCGACGCGAUGGGUCACAUGAUCCGUCGCGGGACGCUGACGUUGAGUGACGCCGAGUCCGAGAAGGCUCACCUCCUCGCUGGCGGCGAGAAGGAACCGCUCUUGGGCUACAUCCCGAUGGACGGAGACGUGGACGAAGAACUGAUCACGCCCCCCAUUCGGCAGCCGGACUUCGAAGGUGGAGCCCAAAGCGACACGGUUGAGCAGGUCGCGAUGGCUGGCAUUGCUGCCCUAUUGCAGGAACAGCUCCGUCUGCAACUCUCACCAGUGACUUCCGCGGUCGAUAACAUGCAGAAGGAAAUUGCGAGAAUGGAUGGCAACCUGACGGGCUUGAACACUACUCUAUCGGAGACGCUGGACACGCUCGAAAAGCACAUGAACUUGACAGAUGCGCGGGUGGAGAAGCUCGAGCACUUGUGCGAGGAGAUCGGCGGGAGCACCAUCCUCAGCAACGACGCCCUGGAGGCCAAGAUCCGCGAGUGCAUCCAGGAGUACAUGGCGAAGCAACCUCACCAGACGCAGGUGCACGCAGCUUGGUCGACGCAUCUCGGAAAGGAGGGCACAUACACCGACAAACGCAUGGUCGCAGCAGUUACCGGUAACUUGGAUGGCCUCUCCGAUCUAGUUGCGGCUACGACUUGGCUGCAAGACAAGAUGGAACUUUUCCACAACGCGCUCGGCGAGCAGGAAGGACUGCACUUCCACGCUGCGGCCUCGCAGCUGCCCGCGACCCCAGAAGAGGGCGUGGACCUGGCACCCCUGAUGCAGUGCUUGUGCUCCGAGAAGCUAGUGUUCGAAAAGGACGAGACCUGGGAUCACGAGCUCAUCUUCCAGGAGGUCGCCAGCGCGAUGAAUUCCGACGCCGCCAAGGACGAGGAGGGCGAAACGGAAGAAGACAACAAGAUCGGCAACGUGAACACGGGCGCGUGA